CUCUGCUCUCUCUAUUAUAUUUCUCACACAACCUUUGCUCAACUUUACUCUCUGACUUUGGUUGUUAUUCCACACUCACUCACUCUCUCUCUUCUCUUCGUUGCUGGGUUUCCUUCAGAUUUUCCGGAGCCUUCUUCUUUCUCAUUGAGGAAUCCAUGGCUGUGCUUAUUCUUCUUUUUCUCUUAGCAGCUUCUGUAGUUGCAGCUGAUGAAGAUGCAUUUAUUGGUGUGAACAUAGGAACAGAUCUCUCAGACAUGCCUCACCCAACUCAAGUAGUAGCCCUCCUCAAAGCCCAGCAAAUCCGACACAUCCGCCUAUACGAUGCUGACCAUGCCAUGCUUCUUGCGCUUGCAAACACAGGCAUUCAAGUCAUGAUCUCUGUCCCUAAUGAACAGCUACUUGGAAUUGGUCAAUCAAACUCCACUGCAGCUAACUGGGUCUCCCACAAUGUUGUAGCACAUUACCCAGUCACCAAUAUCACAGCCAUAUCAGUUGGUUCUGAGGUGCUAACUACUAUCCCCAAUGCAGCAACAGUCCUUGUCAAUGCCCUCAAGUUCAUUCACUCAGCCCUUGUGGCAUCCAAUCUUGACCGUCAGAUAAAAGUUUCAACACCUCUUUCUUCCUCUAUUAUCCUUGAUUCAUUCCCUCCUUCCCAAGCCUUUUUAAAUCGUUCAUGGAAUCCAGUUUUGGUACCCAUGUUGAAUUUCUUGCAGUCCACAGGUUCAUUUCUCAUGCUCAACAUUUACCCUUAUUAUGACUAUAUGCAAUCAAAUGGUGUAAUUCCUUUAGAUUAUGCACUCUUCAAGCCUCUCCCUCCAAAUAAAGAAGCUGUCGAUGCAAAUACACUUCUGCAUUACUCCAAUGUCUUUGAUGCAAUGGUUGAUGCAGCAUACUUUGCUAUGGCUUUCCUAAAUUUUACAAACAUUCCUGUGAUAGUGACAGAAUCUGGCUGGCCCUCAAAAGGUGAUGCAAAUGAACCUGAUGCAACAUUAGAAAAUGCUAACACUUAUAACAGCAAUUUGAUAAGGCAUGUGCUGAACAAAACUGGAACUCCCAAGCAUCCCGGAAUUGCUGUUAGUACCUAUAUUUAUGAGCUCUAUAAUGAGGACACGAAAGCGGGGCCAGUCUCAGAGAAGAACUGGGGAUUGUUUGAUGCAAAUGGGUCGCCCAUUUACAUAUUACACUUGACAGGAUCAGGACUGGUGUUAGCAAAUGAUACUACGAACCAAACUUACUGUGCAGUAAAGAAUGGUGCUGAUCCAAAGAUGGUGCAGGCUGCAUUAGAUUGGGCUUGUGGAGCUGGCAAGGUGGAUUGCACACCUUUGUUGCAGGGUCAAUCGUGUUAUGAACCAGACAAUGUGCUUACACAUGCAAGCUAUGCCUUUGACACUUACUAUCAUCAGAUGGGGAAGGCUCCUGGGACAUGUGACUUCAAGGGGGUGGCUGCAAUCACCACCACAGAUCCAAGUCAUGGUACUUGUAUAUUUCCCGGAAGUGUUGGCAAGAAUGGCUCCCUGGUAAAUAUCACAGCCCCAUCUAUGAAUUCCACAAGCUCAGAGUUUUCGAGCCACAGCAGUAUUCACGGCAGUGGUUUGACAAGCAUUUUCAUGACGAUCGCAUUUCUAAUAUGGUGUGGAGUAUUAUUGUAGAUGGUGGUUGUUGGAAUCUAUUGUCAUUCAAAGUUUUGAGAAGGUUCUUGGAGGAGCUUGAGAUUGUUCACUUUUAGUGACAGAGCUAGUUUAGAGAUAGUGGCUCAUUCAAUUUUGUACAAAACAAGCUAAAUGGCCUGGACUGUCUUGGGCUCCAUCUACAUUCUUAUUUUUUCCGACUGAAUGAUGAUUCUUCCUUGUAUGAAACCGACCCAUUAUUAUCCUUGUUAAUGCCCAGAUUUUUACUCUUAAAAAAUAUUGCUUCAA
Molecule: messenger RNA, 1916 nt
Organism: Quercus robur (English oak)
Lineage: Eukaryota; Viridiplantae; Streptophyta; Magnoliopsida; Fagales; Fagaceae
Product: glucan endo-1,3-beta-glucosidase 2
Exons: 4
Coding region: 156-1649 (497 amino acids)
Biological process (GO): carbohydrate metabolic process
Cellular component (GO): plasma membrane
Molecular function (GO): hydrolase activity, hydrolyzing O-glycosyl compounds
Source: RefSeq, a predicted model, not a curated record